Messenger RNA from Triplophysa dalaica, 2011 nucleotides. RefSeq names its product sialoadhesin-like. NCBI's taxonomy places the organism in Eukaryota, Metazoa, Chordata, Actinopteri, Cypriniformes, Nemacheilidae. The transcript is spliced from 11 exons. The record is from RefSeq and is a predicted model, not a curated record. Bases 259 to 1659 code for a protein of 466 amino acids.
GCAACAUUGAAUUUAAAAAACAUAUAUUCUCUCUUUAGAGAUAAAGCAUUAGUCAAUUCACAGUUUUGUUUAUUUGGUAUCACCUGUUCUCAUCCAAUCCUAUUGUACAAUCCAGGUUGCGGAAAAGUUUCUACAACUCAAGGGGCAGUGCCCAGUGAAAUGGGGAAGACUUAUAAAAAACUGAUGAACUGGUUUAAGUCAGGACAUUAUGAACUGUAGUUCUGCACAUAACAUUUGGUGUAAGUCCAAUUUUUGCAUAUGAGCAAACAUUGUGAUCCCGGAAUGAAAGUCAAGCUGUUACUUCGACUUAUUUUCCAAGGAUUUCUCCUAUAUGAGACUUUGGCAUGGGAAGUGAGGGUGCCAAAGGAAAUUCAUGGUCUAAAAGGUUCAUGUCUGGUUAUACCAUGUUCCUUCUCCUACACAUCGUAUCCACCCACCAACCCAAACAGAGUUGUGUGGUAUCAGUGGGUCUCUAAAGGCUACCCUUUAGUUUAUCAUCACGAAUAUCCAUCUUAUGUAAUUGACAAGUUCAAAGGAAAAACUGCUUUAUAUGGUAAACCUUCAAAUAGAGACUGCAGUCUUGUCAUUACACAUCUGGAUCAGUCCCACCAUGGAGAGAAAUUAUAUGCAUGGAUUGACCCAGACAGUAUUGGAUGGCGCACAUACAAGUUUUAUGAUGUCACAUCCACGAUUCUUGUGGACGAAAGCCCACAGAAGCCCACCAUCAAUGUUCAUGGAGGCGCAAUGACCGGUGACACCAUAACAGUGACAUGUGAAACCUACCACACCUGUCCGUACAGCAAACCAAACAUCAUUCUGAAGGGAAUAGAAGGAUCUGAUAAAACAGAUCAAACAGAUCAUCCGUAUAUUGGAAAUGGACAAUGGAAAAUCACUCUGACACGCACGGGUGUCGUGAAAGCUGAGCACUUGGAUAUCGAGUGUAUAGUGACACAUUAUGGAGGAAUAACAACAAGAGCUACAAAAUCACAAAGUGCAAAAUGUAACUAUACUAAAAUAGCCAUUGAGCCUGACCGUGCAGAUGUCAUUGAGGGCGUUGCAAAGAAGUUCACAUGUACCAUCGACCAUUCCUGCCUGAAGAAUCCUCCAACCAUAUCAUGGAACUAUAAGAACAUGGAGGUCUCAAACAGUAACAAAAAACUUUCAGAGCUCAAAUCAGCCACCUCUUCCACCAUAACCUUUGUUAGUACAAAAGAAGACCAUGACAAGAUGUUGAAUUGCAGUGCAAACAUUUCGGGGAAAAACAUUGAAUCAUCUCUUACUUUACAUGUACAACAUUCUUCUACAGAGCCUCCAAAACCAGCGAAACCUGUCCAGAAUCCAACCCUUUUCCAGGGUGAGGCCGAAGUGAUGACCUUUGACUGGAAGACCACUGGGCUUUACAUCAUAGUCCCCUCAUCAGUUAUCUUGCUUCUCAUGUGCACACUUGCUGGAGUCUGUACAUACAAGAGACGUCACAGGCCGCCACCUGAUGAUGUGCAAGAACAGAGGUCAAAAGAUGUGUAUUCAGAAUCAGCCAAAAAGACUUUUUCUAAACCUCAUAUGCCAUCACCAAAGAGUCAACGAAAAUCCUGCUCUAUUGAAGAUUAUGAAGAUUAUUACACCAAUAUUGAAGACCUCAACACGUAUGGCAACAUCUGAUGAAAACGCAUGAUAUUUCUUAAAUGUGCUUAAUACAGGACAAGUUAAAAAACAAAAAUCUAUUUUAGUAUAUAACACAAAAACUGUUUUGAAGGGUGUGACUCUUUUCUAUAUCUACUGUAUAUUUAAUUUCAUCAGCAUUUUUAAGUUUCAUUUUAUUUGUGGCACAUUAAAAAUAUUAAAUACAACUAUUUUUUUAUUAACAGUAUAACAUUAUCAAAGUUGCCACAGUGAGGGCUUGUUUUACAUGUGCUUUUGUAGAUAUAUGCCGUUACAUUUACAUUUAGUCAUUAAGCAGAUGCUUUUAUCCAAAGCAACUUACAGGUGUUGAGCAUGGGCUGUGGUUUCUCUG